AUGCAAGUCGCAACCUGCUUACAUGGCACGGACAAGAUUGCCCUAUGCUGUGUACUUGACGCCUGCACGUGCAUCAUUGCAGGCACAAUUCGGACCGGCAGUGCACCACCUCAGCUAGGUAUGGGACGAAUCGCGAGAAUCAGCGGCAAUGGACUGAAACCGCGGGCCGGCCCACUGAUGAAUUGCAUUACAACAAGCUACGCUCUAUUGAUGUGUGCGAAUCGAAUUUCAUACGCUAUCGCUGACGCAAUUACAUACUCCGAUACAAGUAACCCCCGCCCGGCCGUCGUUUCUACCGCGCGGAUAGACAGAUAUUGCUAUACCCGGCACAUCGACGACCUGGUACCCAGGUACACCAUGAACCCUCUUCUUCAGAAGAACAAGAUUGACGUCAAGUCGCUAUCCCCCGACGAGCAACGCCUCUUCCGACUCUACGGCAAGCUCCCCUCGCGGUCCGACCACUUCGCCAAGCACCUCAAGGACCGCAAGUACUUUGACUCGGGCGACUACGCCAUGUCCAAGGCCGGCAAGGGUGACAGCGUCGACGCCGGUUCCGUCGGCUCCGAGCACCCCGUCCCCGAGAAUAUCCCCCACCUCUCGUCGCCCGUCAAUGCAGGCGGCUCCAACGGCGGCAGCGGCCCCGGCAGUGCCAUUCCCAAGCACCUCGGCAUUGGCGGCGCCAGCGCGCCCCAUGGCACGGCCGCCGCCGCCGGCCUCAACACCGCCAUACCGCAGGGCUUCCACGCCGGAAGCCCUGUCAAGGAGAGCAGCUUCCUGCACCGCGAGACGUCGGCAAACGAGAGCGACGACGACAAGACGACCGCUCCCGCAGAGUCUGUCGCGGCUGGUGGUGCUGGCAUCCCGAUCCGCAGAUAG
Messenger RNA from Cordyceps militaris CM01, 876 nucleotides. RefSeq names its product cAMP-regulated phosphoprotein family protein Igo1, putative. The coding region runs from base 1 to 876 and encodes 291 amino acids. Gene Ontology annotation, molecular function: protein phosphatase inhibitor activity. Gene Ontology annotation, cellular component: cytoplasm. The transcript has 4 exons. The record is from RefSeq and is a predicted model, not a curated record. NCBI's taxonomy places the organism in Eukaryota, Fungi, Ascomycota, Sordariomycetes, Hypocreales, Cordycipitaceae.